Messenger RNA from Meriones unguiculatus (Mongolian gerbil), 660 nucleotides. RefSeq names its product neurocalcin-delta-like. The coding region runs from base 16 to 597 and encodes 193 amino acids. Lineage: Eukaryota; Metazoa; Chordata; Mammalia; Rodentia; Muridae. Gene Ontology annotation, biological process: calcium-mediated signaling. Gene Ontology annotation, molecular function: calcium ion binding; actin binding; tubulin binding. Gene Ontology annotation, cellular component: cytosol. The record is from RefSeq and is a predicted model, not a curated record. The transcript has 3 exons.
AUUUUCGUGGCCAGAAUGGGGAAGCAGAACAGCAAGCUGCGCCCUGAAGUCAUGCAGGACUUACUGGAGAGCACGGACUUCACGGAGCAUGAGAUCCAGGAGUGGUACAAAGGCUUCUUGAGAGACUGCCCCAGUGGACACUUAUCAAUGGAAGAGUUUAAGAAAAUAUAUGGGAACUUUUUCCCUUAUGGGGAUGCUUCCAAAUUUGCAGAGCAUGUCUUUCAUACCUUUGAUGCAAAUGGAGACGGGACAAUAGACUUUAGAGAGUUCAUCAUAGCCCUGAGUGUGACCUCGAGGGGCAAGCUGGAACAGAAGCUGAAGUGGGCCUUCAGCAUGUACGACCUGGACGGUAACGGCUACAUCAGCAAGGCAGAAAUGCUGGAGAUCGUGCAGGCUAUCUACAAAAUGGUUUCCUCUGUCAUGAAAAUGCCUGAAGAUGAAUCAACCCCAGAAAAAAGGACAGAGAAGAUCUUCCGCCAGAUGGACACCAAUAGAGAUGGAAAACUCUCCCUGGAAGAAUUCAUCCGAGGGGCCAAAAGCGAUCCAUCCAUAGUGCGUCUCCUGCAGUGUGACCCCAGCAGCGCCAGCCAGUUCUGAGUCCCGCACCCUAAGGACGCUACAGCUGCCUGGGUCUCUCCCAGUUGGCUUUUAAACUUAUUU